Messenger RNA from Drosophila ananassae, 1732 nucleotides. Its product is annotated as carboxypeptidase B. The transcript has 2 exons. Lineage: Eukaryota; Metazoa; Arthropoda; Insecta; Diptera; Drosophilidae. Gene Ontology annotation, molecular function: metallocarboxypeptidase activity; zinc ion binding. The record is from RefSeq and is a predicted model, not a curated record. Bases 163 to 1659 code for a protein of 498 amino acids. Gene Ontology annotation, biological process: proteolysis.
AUCCGGUCCUGGAAUACCAUUCCAUUCGAGUCUAUCUCACCCAACAGUCAGACCUACCGAAAAUUCCGCAGUGUAAAAUCCGAAUCCCUCUUUUUUGUCUUUUAAUUUAUUUUUUUAAAUUUCUUUGAUAUAUCGUUUUCGACUCAAAACAACGGUCCUAACAUGCUAAACGCGAAAUCGAAACGUACCACGAAGACGUCGAAGGGCCGUGUCCGGGAUGCUCCGGUAACCCCACUCCGCCGGGUGGUCAUCCCACGGCCCGAUGUCCUACACAACUAUCUCGAGUACAAGCAGAUCAACCAGUAUCUGGAAUAUCUGGCCAAUCGGUAUCCCCACUUCGUGCAGAUGUACACCUUGGGGCUGACGCAUGAGAGGCGUGAAGUUCGUGCCCUCGAGAUCAACUGGAUGAACUCUGAGAACGUGGAGCUAUCGCCCCAAGUCCGCGAAAUGUCGCCCCCUCCGUUCGUUGCGGCUACCAACGGAAGGAACAAUGCACCGGUGGUGCAAGUGGGGGACAACUGCCGGCACACAGUGUUCAUAGAGGCCGGUACCCAUGCCCGGGAAUGGAUCAGCAUCACAACGGCCCUGAACUGCAUCUACCAGCUGACGGAGCGCUACACCCGGAAUGUCGAUGUUUUGCGCAAGUUGCGCUUCAUCAUUGUCCCACUGGUUAAUCCCGAUGGUUAUGAGUACUCUCGCACUAAGAAUGCCAACUGGCGCAAGAAUCGUCGUCCGCAGAAAUCUUCCAAGUUUGUGGGAACUGAUUGCAACCGGAACUAUGACAUUUUCUGGGCCAGUGGAUCCAGCAAGAACAAUCGCAACACCUUCAAGGGCGACCGUCCCUUCUCGGAGCCGGAGACCCGGGCCAUGCGCAACAUCCUGGAACGGCUUAGUCCCAAUCUGCUGUUCUUCCUUUCGCUCCACUCCUACGGCCAGAGCAUCAUGUACCCAUGGGGCUAUUGUCGCGAAGCUGCCUUCUACUGGAGGGAACUGAGCUCCCUGGCCAAUUCCGGACGAAGUGCCAUCAAGUCAUACAACGGACGGGAGUACCGAACGGGUAGCAUUAGUUGCCUCACGAAGCGCACCAUUACCGGUUCCGUAGUGGAUUAUGUUUAUGGAGUGCUGAAGGUUCCGAUGGCUCUGGUCAUGGAGCUGCCAGCUAGGGACCUCGGCUUCCAGCCACCCGUCGAAAUGGUGAGCCAGAUUGGACACGAGAGCUGGUAUGGCAUAAGGGAGAUGUGCAAGCGAUCCUACGAUCUCCGAAACCAGAUCAACCGAAGCAACGAGCCGCAGCUUCCGCGUCCAGCACGUUUUAUCGCCGAUGACACCAAUCUCAAUGGCACGGUCAAUGAGAACGGUACUCCAGUCACAGAGGAGCACACAGCCGGCGGAGAUAAUAACAAGACGGCGUCCAAAAAGAAGCGGGUGAAGCGCACCAUGCGAACCCAGCACGAAGCAAUCCUUAAAAUGCAAAAGAACUCAAAACAAGGACCACAACCCUUUCCAGCGGGACUCUUUCCCCGGCAACUGGCCAGUUCGGCGCCACCGAUAAGGCCAGGACUAACCCGGGAUCGUCGGGGCGGCGGGGAUGGCGCCAUUCUAUCCAGCCGGGGCAAGCCACCAGUGUCCUCCACAAUGCCGAUCGGUGUGUUCCUUUAAUCGCGCCGAGAUAUUUGUUCCGUGUAUGUUUUAUUCCGUUUUCCGUAUUAAAUUAAACGUGAAUGCCACAGUG